GCUAAAUUAUUUAUUAUCGUUCCUUUUCGAAUAUUUAUUUUUACUGUUCUGUCUGCCAAGCUUGGGUAAAUCUAAUAAGAGCUGAAACUGUAAUCUUAUAGAAAUUGAUGCAGUGUUUUAUUGCGAGAUACAAAUAAAUCAAAAAAUAAUUUUUAGUUAUUGGUUACGUUGUAGAGUCAUUGGGUGGUAAACAUCUGAUCAGAAAUACUGCUCACUACCUUCGUGCUUUAACUGUAACUCACUGCUCUGUAUUUAGUCACUAACAUCUAUUAUUUGCAUGUUAAUAAUACUGUAUUAUCUAGAACAGCUCGAAAUAGAUAUCCUUAACUAAUAUCCACUGCAUGUUCAGAUUUCAUAUAAAAACAAAUCACUCCUGAACUUUUAAAUCAUAUUCGGAAUGUGAGGAAUAUGUAUUAACCGUCCUCUCAAUCCUUUUUCAUAUAUCAGGAAGUUUAUGCCUACUGUUAUAAGUAGUAUAGAGGCAUCUAUUAAUAAUAUUAGUGUCCUUUAUAAAUCAGUCGUUUUCCAAGUUAUUUAUUAAAACAUUGAAUUUCAUUUCAGUUUUUCAAACAAAACCUCAAAAGUUCCAGUAGGUAACAGAUGAAGCCUAUCGCACAAAAAGUGGGUUUGGCGGCUUAGUAGUUUAGUGGAUAGUGGCUCAUCAUAUGAAACUCAGUGCAAAUGUUAUCAUUCUCCGGGGUGCUGGUACAUUCAUCUAACGAGCUCUCAAGAGGACGAAACUGGAGUCCAUGAAUUCACUCCUAGUCGACACUUACCAAAUAACACUCUCUAGGUGUCGUUAGUUUCUGAUACAAUUAGACGAAGUAAUUCCGGGCUGGAAAAAUGACUAGAAUUAACACUGCUUAUUCACAUCUCGAGGAAAUAUAAUUCAAAAAAUAUGACGUAACAAGACAACAAUAACCGUGGGUUAUCCUAUCAUAGAAUGCUAUUUUUGCUGUUUAUCAGACGAUAAAGAUCACACUAAUUCAAGUUGUCUAUUGCUGUAAGUAUUGAAACCAUCCGUCAUCGUAAUAAUAAUCUGUGGUUAAAACCCUUACUGCUUGUGGGUAGUUUGAAACUGACUAGUUCGUCGUUGAAUGAAGUUGGUGAGGGAAAUUUGAAGGAAAUCUGGUCCACACACACUCAAUGUGUUAUGGCUACUUGGCUGCCCAAAUCUCGGUAGGUGAGGAGGGAUUCUGAAUCAUGACGUGGUUGUGGGGAGUCGAAUGCGUAAAGUAGUGAGCCACAGCUCCUAUAGACCAGCAUUAACGCAUAAAUAAAUGAAUAAAUUUUGUGACAGUAAGUGGAGGAGCUUUAUGUACAACGUGUGGAUUUUAAAUCAACUGUAUAAUUAACAAGCAACAAAAGACUGAAAAAACAUUAUGUAGUGUCUUCGAAUAUGAUAGAAUAUUAGGAAGAUGAACACUGCUGUUGUUCUAUUGAUUGGCUUAUUGAUGUGAGCACUCAAGUUUCUGGUUCGAAUCUUACUCCUUCUAGUCUAGCCUGGACAACUGAGUAGGACUAUCAGUCCUCAUACAGUAGGCGUGGUUGAUAUAUCGACACAUGAAAAAUCUUCGGGAAACCAGUGCAAAAUUAUUUGAUGCAACCGUGUUACUACAAGUGACUUAUUUUUAAAAGAAUAAUGCCUAGUUCGUGUAAUCUUUCUUUUCCAUAAACUUGUAUUUCAUUACCAUUUGAUUUAUUAUUCUUACAGUGGAUUAGUUUAAAGUAAAGGUGCUGAACUUGUCUUAUCCUUCAUUUUCCUGUGAUUAACUAGUCCAUCGUAUUUGCUGAUAAAAACUCUUUGGUAUCCGGUUCUCCUGUUGUUGGUAGUGAAGUGGUCGUUCAAAUUCCUAACAGUUCGCCCAUACAGAAUGGACUAGGCGUAGUGACGCGUGUUACAGAUACCAGCAUGUAUUCCGUUGUAUUCGAUGAUGGUGAUAGGCGAACUUUAAGACGUACACAACUUGUUCUCAAAGGUGAACGGCAUUUCAAAGAGAGCGAAAGCUUGGAUUCUUUACCUUUAACAAAUCCAGAACAGUUUAGACAACCGGUUAUAGAUCAACGAAGGAAACAUCGUUCGGGUGAAGAAAGUAGUACCAUGGAUGCCAAUGUCCCUGAAAUUAAAAAAGAAAAUGUCAGUGUGAAAAAUGAUAUCAAGGUGUCUAAUGAGAAUGUAUCCGAUCAUAAUAUAAAGCCGGAGGAACCGACAGAAGAUCAUGAUAAGAAUAUUUCAUUGAACUGUAAAAUUGAUGGAGAUGUACAUUGUCCAGCCAUAACAGAAAUUAGUGUUGAUGAAGAGAAAGCCGAAUUAUCCCAAUCUAAGGCUGAAAGUAAAUCGGAUGUAGUGGCGACGGAUAUAAAGCAAUUACCUACUGGUUAUUGUCGUUUACUUGGACGUUUAGUCAUGGUAGAUAUGCCACUAACCGCUAAAGAUUGUAUUGGCUCUCCGACACAUGGAUCGUCUACUCCAAUUGUCAAAAGUCCUAGCCUAUUAUCUAGACGCCGAUUCACCCCAGCUCUUGUCGUUUUACCUUCUGCUAUGCCUAGUAUUGAUCUAGGAAAUACUUCUAAGAGCAUCGGAAGUGAUGGUGUUAAUGAGGAUGAUGUUAAGACCCCAUCUUACAAACUCUUGGUUCGUUCAUUUAAGGACAAUAAAUUUUUUGCGGUGUCGGUUGCAUUUGUAAGGCGCCUUAAAAGAUCUGAUGCAGUUGAAAUCUCACACAGUCACCCAACUCUUCGUUCAGCUUUCGAGCGUGCACUUCUAUGGUUAGACCGAUGUGAAUUACCAAUUUCUUGGGGUGAGAAUUCUAUAGAGUUAAUGCUAGGCACAAAGGACUGGCGAUCUUUAAAACGCCGUUGUAAACUAACAGGUUCAGAUUUUUCAGAUUCAACGAUUCUAAGUCCUCCAAACUUAAAGCACUCACGUGUUUCGUCACCUGCGUCCUCUGAAGCUUCACACACUGCAAACAACUGCCGUGAAAAUUUUCAGAAAUCCAGCGGAACACGGUCAGUCAAUAAAUCUGACAAAGCAGCUCGUAAACGACCCAGACUAUCAGACAAAACUCAAAGUCCUCGAUCAAGUUGUCGAUUGAAAGUGAAACGAUUGAAAACUCAAAUUUUACGUUCAGAUACCACUGGUGAUAACCAGAGUGAUGAUGCAUCUUCUAAUGAAUUUUCUAAAAGGUCAACUGCGACGAAACAUGAAAACGCAAAGGAAAACAUGAAAUCUCAAAAAUCAGAUGAUGAUUCUUCUGAUUCAACUAGUUCUGAUGAAGGAACUUCUUCGAAUUCUGUCGAAUCAGAUACCUCUGAUACGAGAUCACUAAGUUCACUGGUCAGCUCCAGCACUAAUAAGUCAUCAUCCUCUGUAAGUAGCACUAUUAGUAGUUUAAGUAGCAGCAGCAGUAGUAUCACUAGUAGUUGUAGCACUGGGAGUACUAGCAGUAGCAGCAGUACUAAUAAUAGUACUAGUAGCAGUAUUAACAGUAGUAGUAGUACAACUGCAUCAUGUGCAUCUCCAGAUCGUUCAUCAACUUCAUCAGUAGCUGGAUUUGAAGCACGUGAUAGGUGGAUUGCUCAGUUAUAUCGAUUUAUGGAUGAACGUGGCACUCCAAUCAACAAAGCUCCUAGUUUAGCCAACAAAGAUCUAGAUUUAUAUAAACUGUACAAAUUGGUUCAAAAACUUGGUGGAUUUCAUCGUGUUACUUCUCAACUCAAAUGGGGUUAUGUUUAUUCUAAGAUGGAUUUACCUCAGAAUGUGAGUGGUGGUCCCCGAAAUCUUCAAGCUGCCUUUAAGAAAUAUUUGUAUCCAUGGGAUGACAUCACGAAGAAAUUGGGCACAAAUAUUUGUGAGCUUCCAUCUCCUAGACCGAGAUAUUCUUCUUCAGUACAAAACGCAAGUCCUAUUGUUCAAGUUAGUGGUUCAACUUCCGCACCUACGACGAAUAGUUCAGCGUCUGCCAGUACUUCUGCAUCUACUAAUAGCACUAAAUUGCAGUUAUUUUCUUCACGCGAGAAACAAUCCCAAGAUUCUGGUAAUUUAGAAAUGGGUGUGAAGAGUAGUAUUUUGGAUUCGGCUGAAAUAACACAAGCUUCAUCAACAGAGGAAAGCAAAACCACAGCAGUUACCAAUACUACUAGCACCACUACCACUUCCCUCAGUAAAAAGCGAGCUUCUGAUAAAAAUUGUGCUGUUGACCAACAAUUGGCUCCUUAUCUCAAGGCCAUGGAUGAUGAAUACACCUGUCAAGCUACACCGCUACGAAAGUCUACUUCAUCAGAUGAUAAGUUGUCUAAGACUGCAUCUGUAACUGAUGGUGCAGAUAGGCCUAUUUCUUCUGCUUCAUCAAAUAGUUCAUCAAAGUCUGCAUUUCGUAAAAGGUCAUAUGACAGUACAAUGACAGAUAUUCCACUGAUAAACUUCGGUAGAGAAUGCAUUGGUGCUAUGGGAGACUUAUCUAAUCGUAUUAUUCCUGUUCGUUCGCGUGUUCGAGUUCGUUGUGGUGAUCAUGUUGCGUAUGAAGCUAAAGUUUUAAAACAUAUACGUCCUCAACCAAGUAUUUGUAGUCGAAAGACCGAUAGUGCUGACGGGUCAUCAACAAUACCAACUUCUGCUGCUGCUGUUUGGGCAGGUGUUGGCGAUAUACAAUAUCGUGUGCACUAUAUGGGUUGGAAUACACGACACGAUGAAGUUGUUCCUAGAUCUCGUAUAAUUUCUGUGAUAGAGUGGGGUCGUGGUGUCGAUGAAGGUCGUCCACCAUCUUGUUCUUCUCUCAGUCCAAUUGUUCAUGAACCUCGAAAAGGCAAUACAAUAAAAAUCCGAAAUGAAUCACUUUCAAAAGAUAUUUGUACUAAGUUAUCAAGUUCAACAGAUAUAAAAGUUGCUGAAAAGGAAUCAGCAGAUAAAGAAGCACAAGAUGAGUCAACUUUAGAAGAUGAUAAUGAACAUGAAGAUGACGACAGUAAUCAAAGUCAAACUACUGAAACAGCAUCGGAUAAUAUUACCACAACAGCACCGAUUAUUCGACGUCGUCGAUUAAUGUUUUCAUCACAUAAACCUGGUAGGCAAAUUUCAUCUCGGAAACCAUCUUCCCUUUCAAAAAGAAAUGAAUCUUCUUCACAGAGAUUAUCGAAAUUACCUCUGUUGUCGCGUUUCCAUCUGCCCAAGACUCAUCGACAUGUUACUAAGACUAAUAUUUCUGAAGAAAGCAAACAGUUGAACACAGAUUCCAUUGUCAAAAAGGCGAAAACAACUUCACGUGGUAGCAAAACGGAUCGAAAAUCAGUUAAAAAGCUUGAUCCUGUUAAACGGUCACAGUCAAAUAUAUCAUUGGGUUCUGAUAUAUCUGGUACAAGCUCUCCUACGCCUUCUUCUAAAACACAAAUAAAACCGAAAAAAAUGAAAAUUGAAAAUCGUUCAGAUGAAUCUACUAGUCAGAAAUCCUAUAGUAUAAGUGAUAUCAUUCCAACAGUAGAAAUUAAACGUUUAAUAACUGAUACACUAUCGACUGACAUUGGAAGACAAUCUGUUGACAAUCAUCAAUCCACUAAUAAAUUGCCAACAAAAGCAACAACCAGUCAGCGUAAAGUUGUCAAUAAAAAAUCACCUCGUAAAGCGUUUACUAGUUCAGAAUCUUCAUCAAAGUUAUCACCAACUCUUAAAUCCAAACUAAUGUCAGUAUCAAAUGCAUUCAAAGCUAAAAAAUUUGUUUCAAAACUUUCAAAAUUAACAAAACGUAAAGCUGUUCACAAUGAAUCAAACAUUUCUCCAAGAAAACUAAUUAAACAAGAAGAAAGAAUUAGUGGUCGGAACUUAUUUGAAGAUUGUUUUAAUAAUCUUUCCUUGAAAACUGGACUCUCCAGAACAUUACCUUCUACAACAAGUAAAGAUAAUAAAAUGUCAAAAUUAAUUCAAUUAAAGGAGAAUGAUAAAUUGUCUGUUGUUACUGAUAAACUAAGCUUCAGCUGUGCGCCAUUGUCAUUACAGACAACAGCAAUGACAACGACAACACCAGUAGCAAUUCCUUCAUUUGCCUCGUCGUCUUCAUCGUCAUCAGGUUCCUUUGCAACAACUAAAAAUGAAAAUGAGGACAAGUACAGCCUAUUGAGAGAAAAGAGGUCUGAAGAAAGUUCUAUUAAACAAAUUUUAUUCAAAAAGAAAGAGACUAAAACUACUUCACAUCCUACAAAGAAACUGACUACUACUACUACAACUACUCCUCCUACUACUACUACUACUGCUACUACUACCACCCCCACCAUUGUGACCACUGCUGGCAUUUCUGCUGCUAUCAGUACUACUGCUCCUGCUACCAUUACUAGCAUUUCCACUCCUGCUGUUGUUACCGAUACGACGACUACUGCGACAACUGUCUAUCCGCGUAUCAGUGUUUUAGACAACUAUGAUGCAUAUAGAUAUAUUGGAUUAGAAAGAAAGAUUACUGAAUCAGAUUUCACUAGUUCAACAGGUGCAAAUCUAAAAUUAGUAAUUAGUAGGAUUAACGAAAAAUCUAAAAGUAAGACAAAAUCUAAAAAGUUAUCUAAGUCGACUGAUGAAAAAUAUCCAGUGAAUAAAUCAAAUAAUCAAUAUGUUCAUCCAUCACCGUAUAUUGAAGAUAUUUCUGAUGGUGAUUCUUCUUCUUCUUCUUCUGCUUCUGAUAAUGAUGAAAUUGAAAGUGCUAGCAAAUCUUCACGUUCACGAUUGCGUAAUUCAGCUCGAAAUUCAACUAAUUCAUCUACUACUAGUUCACAUAAAAAGCAUGAGCAUCCUAUUAAACAAUCUACUAUAACUAUAUCUGAUAUUAGUUCAGCUAGUUCAAAUAUAGAUAGUGAGCAUGAAGAUAAUAACAAUAAUAAUAAUAUGACUUCUGAAUAUUUACACAAUGAAAUUAUUGACAGUAGUUCAGAAAGUGUUUACGGUACUAACGAUGCACUUCCAAGGCUAACACGUAGUCAACAUAGACAAUUAUUAGGUGAUACACCACCGGGUUCAACUUUACAAACUGCAGCUCCUACACCAUCGAAUCGUAGUGCUUCAACAACUCAUGCUAGUAAAUCUGCUAAGCAUAAAUCAAGCCAACUCAAAGAACAAUCUGACGAGAUUGAAAAUAUCACUGAAGUGUCCACAGAAAUGGAAGACUUACCCAUAUUAUCUCAAAUGCAACAACCUCAUGUUGAUUUGUCUGAUAGUGAAGUGAUAGGCAAGCUGGACGGCAUGCCUACUCAGAAGACUGGGAAUGAUGAAAAUGAUGCUGAAUCUGUUAGUGAGAAUUGUGAAUGUAUUGAUUUGGAAAAAAUGGACAUAUCUAUGAAAGAAGGAUCCGUUGAAAGUCCUACGAAUCAUAGUAUUCCAAAUCUGUCUCCUAAAGUUCCAUAUGAUGACACAGAAGACAUUGAUGUUGGGAUAAAUGAAUAUCAAAACGAAAGCAUAGUCUCAGAACCCACAAUCAUACAUGAUAAACAAGUGGAAGUAUCAAGGGAAGAUAUUGAAAAGGCAUUAGGUGAUAAUGAUACUGAAGAUGAUCGAAGUUCUGUCGAAACUAUGAGCACAGAUCCCAUGGAUGGAAUGUUAUACGAUCUAACUAUGUCUUCGGUAAAGUCUCGUCAACAAUUGUCAAGCAACGAAGAUGAAGAAGUAGAAGAAGUGCCCCAUUCUGUACAUUCAUCUGAUCAACCUGUCGAUAUAACUGCAACAGUAGAUACCCUGCCUGAUAAAGAAACUCAACCAAUUAAUGAAGUUGUUGAAGUUAAGGAGACAAAUGAAACUGUUGAGAAUAAACCAACCAUAGAGCCUGUUAAUGAUGAACAAAGAGAUAAAAUUACUGAAAUAGAACAAACAAAUGUACCGAAAUCUCGCAGUAGAGUCAGACGAUCCAGCAGUAACAGCAAUUCAACUGAUACUACCGGUAGAAGAGGAAAAAGGCGAAAUCGUUCAAGCUCUCAUCGUGUUAUGAUUUCUGAGACCUCAUCAGCUCUAAAUACCAAUUCACCGCAUUAUCCUCCUAUAUCUCCACACCCAGGAAGUGGAACAAUUGUGUCACCUCCGGUACCUAGUGGUUCUAAAGCAGGUGUAAGUCAGGCAAAUAAUCGUCCAACAGUUUCCCUUAGACGAUUUGGUGGACCAUUCCUUCCGAUUCCAGGCUAUAAUGAUCUGCCUCCUGAAAUGAGAUGCUACGUUUUACAAGAACGUAUGCGUCAAAUAGUGGGAGCAUGGCGUCAAGCUAAACAAUGUCUAAAAGAUUUAGACCACCGAUGUAGUCGUUCACGUCGGUUAAAAGCUCGAAAGUAUUUGGAGAAUUUAACCAAUAUUGCUUUAUCCUCUGCAGGUCUAAAAAACUGUCGACAAGUGGUCAGUUGAACUCAAACUAGUAAAGAUUACGCCUGUACUUGAGAUUGUGUUUUGCUUACUUAUAUAUAUAUAUAUAUAUAUAUAUAUAUAUAUAUGUGUAAAAGUUAAUAAGAUUUAUUUCUUUACACUGUAAGCAUUUCUAUACUGUACAUCUGCUGUACUUUGUUUGUUUCUCUUCAAGUGAUCAUUUUAUUCUUUUCAUUAUAUGUAUGUUUUAGUUUGAUAGCCCAUAUUCAUUUGUUUGUAUCAUUGUAAGCCAAGAUUUCUUUUUGUACAUAAAUAUUUACAAUUAAACUAACGCGUAAUGCUUAAUAUUC
Messenger RNA from Trichobilharzia regenti, 8667 nucleotides. NCBI's taxonomy places the organism in Eukaryota, Metazoa, Platyhelminthes, Trematoda, Strigeidida, Schistosomatidae. The record is from the annotation of a GenBank genome assembly.